ACGUUCUUACCUCGAAACAAGGAUCGUGUUGUCUUCGGCUAUGCUGAGUACUUUCUGCUACUAAGCGUUCCCCGUUCUCUCUCCGAUUCUUUUCAUCUCUCGCGCUGUCUUGUCGCUUGUUGGAGUUCGGCGUCGGCAGGGGCAAGAAGAUGCUUUUCCUUGGAGGGAGGAAGCAGCGGAAGACGGUGAGAUGAUUAGCUGAAUCUGAGUCGGGGAGUCGUGGGGAGGGGGAGAGGGAGUGGGAGAGGAAGGAGGAGGCGUGGCUGAAGUGCUGGUGUUUGGUGGGAUCAGUCAUGUCGCAGAACAACUGGGAAGCUGAUAAAAUGCUGGAUGUAUAUAUUUAUGAUUAUCUGAUGAAAAGGAAUUUGCACGCCUCUGCAAAGACGUUUCAAGCUGAAGGGAAAGUUUCUUCAGAUCCUGUUGCAAUCGAUGCACCUGGUGGUUUUCUUUUCGAAUGGUGGUCAGUUUUCUGGGAUAUUUUUAUUGCAAGAACAAAUGAAAAGCACUCCGAUGUUGCUGCAUCAUACAUCGAGACCCAACUUAUCAAAGCACGAGAACAGCAGCAGCUGCAACAGCAACAACAGCAGCAGCAACAACAGCAACAACAACCUCAGCUGCAACAACAAGACCAGCAACAGCAGCAGCAGCAGCAGCAGCAACAACAACAGAUUCAAAUGCAACAACUUUUGUUACAGAGGCACGCACAGCAACAACAACAGCAACAACAUCAACAGCAACAGCAGCGCAGAGACGGAGCUCAUCUUCUCAAUGGUGCAGCAAAUGGGCUUGUUUCUGGAGAUCCUUUAAUGCGUCAGAAUCCUGGAACUGCUAAUGCUUUGGCAACAAAGAUGUAUGAAGAGCGGCUGAAGUUGCCUCUCCAAAGGGAUUCUGUAGAUGAUGCAUCUAUAAAGCAAAGAUUUGGUGAAAAUGUUGGGCAGCUUCUUGAUCCAAACCAUGCUUCAAUGUUGAAAUCCUCGGUGACAUCUGGCCCACCUUCAGGGCAAGUUUUGCAUGGUUCUGCUGGUGGUGUUGUGGGUCCACUGCAGCAAGUGCAGGGUAGGAAUCACCAACUUCCUCCAACACAAGAUAUCAAAACUGAGAUGAAUGCUGUAUUGACUCCCAGAGUCUCAGGUGCUGAUGGCUCAUUAAUUGGAAUGCCAGGAACAAAUCAGGGAGGAAACAAUUUGACUUUAAAAGGAUGGCCUCUAACAGGUCUUGAUCAAUUACGCUCUGGAAUCCUGCAACAACAGAAGUCAUUUAUGCAGUCCCCUCAGCCUCUGCAUCAACUUCAGUUCCUGAGUCCUCAGCAACAGCAACAGCUACUGCUUCAGGCACAGCAAAACUUGACCUCUCCUGCAGCUGGUGAUGUUGACAGUAGAAGACUUAGGAUGUUGCUGAACAAUAGAAAUUUAGUUCUUGGAAAAGAUGGGCAAGCAAACUCUGUUGGUGAUGUCAUUCCAAAUGUUGGAUCCCCACUGCAAAGUGCUUGUCCAGUUUUACCACGUGCAGAUACAGAUAUGCUAAUGAAGAAGAUAGCUCAAUUUCAACAGCAGCAACAGCAAAGCAGCAGUCAUCAGCAACUACUUCAACAACAUGCCAUAUCAAGUCAACAUUCACAGGGUUCAAGUCACCAUCAUCAUCAGCAAGAGAAAAUGGGCACUGGCAUAAAUGUGGACGGAAGCAUGUCAAAUUCCUUUCAGGGAACUGAUCAGACAUCAAAGAAUCCAAGUGGGCGUAAGCGCAAGCAACCUGUUUCAUCGUCUGGACCAGCAAAUAGUUCUGGAACUGCAAACACUGCUGGUCCCUCUCCAAGUUCAGCACCUUCAACACCAUCGACACAUACUCCAGGAGAUGUAAUGUCAAUGCCAUCCCUGCAACACAAUUCAAGCUCUACAAAGCCUUUGAUUGUUUUUGGUCCUGAUGGCACUGGAAAUUUAACAUCACCAGCAAACCAGCUGGCUGAUAUUGAUCGAUUUGUUGAAGAUGGUUCACUGGAUGAUAACAUUGAAUCAUUUUUGUCUCAUGAUGACACAGACGCAAGAGAUACUGUAGGUCGUGGCAUGGAUGUGAGCAAAGGGUUCACAUUUUCGGAAAUAAGAUCCACGCGAGCAAGUACAAGUAAAGUAGUUUGUUGCCACUUCUCGUCAGAUGGAAAAUUACUGGCUACUGGGGGCCAUGACAAGAAGGCAGUGUUAUGGUAUACUGACACUUUGAAACCCAAAUCAACAUUGGAAGAACACACUUUGCUGAUAACCGAUGUUCGAUUCAGUCCAAGCAUUGCACGGCUAGCAACGUCGUCUUUUGACAAAACUGUAAGGGUUUGGGAUGCUGACAAUCCAGGAUAUUCGCUUCGCACUUUUACAGGGCAUUCUGCAUCUGUUAUGUCUUUGGAUUUUCACCCAAAUAAAGAUGAUCUCAUAUGCUCCUGUGAUGGGGAUGGUGAGAUACGCUACUGGAGCAUUAAAAAUGGUAGUUGUGUCAGAGUUUUCAAGGGUGGGACAACUCAGAUGAGAUUUCAACCUCGUACUGGAAGAUGCCUUGCAGCUGCUGCUGAGAAUGUUGUGUCAAUAUUAGAUGUUGAGACCCAAGCAUGCCUUCAUCAAUUGCAGGGGCAUGCAAAACAUGUUGAUUCUGUAUGUUGGGAUCCUUCUGGUGAGCUUGUUGUUUCAGUUAGUGAAGACUCGGUCAGGGUAUGGUCUCUUGGUUCAGGAAGUGAAGCAGACUGUGUACAUGAAUUGAGCUGUAAUGGAAACAAGUUCCACUCAUGUGCUUUUCAUCCCACAUAUCCAUCUUUGCUGGUCAUUGGUUGUUACCAGUCUCUCGAGCUAUGGGAUAUGAAUGAAAGCAAAACAAUGACUCUUCCGGCACAUGAAGGGCUUAUCGCAGCCUUGGCUGUUUCGAAUGUGAAUGGAUUGGUUGCUUCUGCAAGUCAUGACAAGUUCGUCAAACUAUGGAAAUGAACUUAAAAAGGUUGGUGGUUCCAACAGCUAUGAAGCAUGGUAUGUUUUCUGUUGCCAGGGCAAAUGUGGUUGCUAGCCUUCUUAUAUGUGACAUCAAGGGGAAUGUUUUUUGUUGGUGUAGGUGGUGGUCUAUGUUUAGAUAUUGUCCUUGUUUUUGUCCCGCUCUUAUGUUUCUCCUCUGCUAGAGGUAUUGGUUAGAAUAGGGAGGAGGCUUCAUAGUUUUGUAUCUUGUACCCAUCAAUGGUGUGGUUUUGAAUGCCUUCUGUCCGUUCUUUGCGGGUCGCC
Musa acuminata AAA Group (dessert banana) is the source of this 3245-nucleotide messenger RNA. Its product is annotated as transcriptional corepressor LEUNIG. NCBI's taxonomy places the organism in Eukaryota, Viridiplantae, Streptophyta, Magnoliopsida, Zingiberales, Musaceae. The transcript has 18 exons. Gene Ontology annotation, molecular function: protein binding. The coding region runs from base 294 to 2960 and encodes 888 amino acids. The record is from RefSeq and is a predicted model, not a curated record. Gene Ontology annotation, cellular component: nucleus.